AUGGGAAACACAAGUGGAACUUAUGAUUCAUUAAUAGACGAAACAAAAGAACAAUUAAUGCAAAAAACAGGGAUGUCGUCGCACGAUUUGGAAGUGUGGUAUAAAGAAAUAUUAGUGAGCAAAUUAUCCAAAGAUCAAAUGGUCAGUAUUUAUAAAGAUCUAAGUGAUUUAGAUUCAACUCGAAUAGAAAAUUGUAUCGGGACAUUAACAAAUGUCUUUGAUGAAGAUCAUAGCGGCACAAAUAAAUUUUUAUUGUCAGAUAUAAAUGAAUUCAUGCGAGGAUUUAUUUUGACAACAAAGGGAAAUCUUCGUUCAAAAAUCGAUUACACAUUUCGACUCUAUGACAGCAAUGCUGAUGGUGAAAUAAGUGGUGACGAAAUACAUAAAAUGGCAGACGCUAUUCUACGAAUACUUGGAGCUGACGAGAAAGAUGAAGGUUCAAAGGCCAUUAUUAGUCAGUUUUUAAAUCAAUUUACAGGUGGUGAAAAUGGUAUUAUUAAAAAAGAAGACUUUAUUCAAACUGUACUUAGAGAUGACGGUCUAUUAAUGUUAAUUUCACCAUUUUACGGUAGUUAA
This is a messenger RNA of Didymodactylos carnosus, 576 nucleotides long. The record is from the annotation of a GenBank genome assembly. NCBI's taxonomy places the organism in Eukaryota, Metazoa, Rotifera, Eurotatoria, Philodinida, Philodinidae.